Messenger RNA from Candidula unifasciata, 651 nucleotides. The record is from the annotation of a GenBank genome assembly. NCBI's taxonomy places the organism in Eukaryota, Metazoa, Mollusca, Gastropoda, Stylommatophora, Geomitridae.
GUGAACUUUAACGAGAAAGCAAAACAGAAAAGAAAAUCAGACGAUGAAUUUUUGGAGAGGCUAGAACAAGUACAGCUAGCAGAAGACUUGGCAGCUCAAAGAGAACUUCACUUAAAGCAAAAACUGGAAUCUACGGAAGCCUACAAGAAAGCUCUGGAUGCUCAAGUGAAAUUCAAACCACCAUCAUUGCCUGAGAAAGAGCCUGAUAGCGAAGUUUUUGGCAAGCAUGACAUGAACAGCGAAAAGAUGGCUGAACGUCGACAGAAGGCAUACAGUUUGUUGCAGGAGCAGAAAUCGCUUGUUGAACAGAAGAAACGGGAUGCCAUUAUAGCCAGACUGGCAGAGCAAAAGCAGGAAGAGGAAAUGUUGAAGAGAGCUAAGGAGGACUUAAAUGACGAGAGGGUCUUCAAACAUAUGCUUCGCUUUGAGACACGCAAGCACCUUGAAAGUGACUGGCAGAACAUGACAAAAGGCAAGAAUGCUCGGGAACUCACGGAACGUUUAUGGUCUUUGAGUCCAGGAAAUCUGGUUCAUGAGCAGUGUGACCAGUAUAAAAGUUGUCGCCAGUGCAGACGUCGCUUGCAGAACUGUGGGGAGAGUAACAUAUGGAAAGAAUCUAGAUACAUACCAGGAACACGAAUAAUGGUGUAA